Molecule: messenger RNA, 1605 nt
Organism: Thunnus maccoyii (southern bluefin tuna)
Lineage: Eukaryota; Metazoa; Chordata; Actinopteri; Scombriformes; Scombridae
Gene: anxa3b
Product: annexin A3b
Exons: 14
Coding region: 132-1148 (338 amino acids)
Cellular component (GO): cytoplasm
Molecular function (GO): calcium ion binding; calcium-dependent phospholipid binding; phospholipase inhibitor activity
Source: RefSeq, a predicted model, not a curated record
CCCCAGUAAAUAAUGGGCGUUACCUUCUCGACUUCUCAGAAAGGUGUGGUGCCGGAUUUGGUACACUGUGAAAUUCCUCCUUUGACAUCAAUCCUGCCCUCUCACCUUGACUUUUCUCUACAACCGUAACAAUGUCUGUUUGGAAUGACUUGGACCUGCUGUUAGACUCCCCCUCCUCACUGACUGUGACAUCCAAUACAAGAGGAACUGUGAAGGACCGUGCAAACUUCAAAGUGGAAGAUGAUGUGUCUGCACUAAGGAAGGCAAUAGAGGGCCUUGGUACGACAGAAAAGACACUCAUUGAGGUGUUGACCACAAGAAGUAACGCUCAGCGUCAGCUUAUUGCAAAGGCCUAUGAGAAGGCCACAGGAAGGACAUUAGUGGCCGACCUCGAGGGCGAUACGCAUGGAGACUUCGAGGACUUGUUAGUGGCCUUGGUGACGCCUCCUGCCGUCUACGACUGUCAUGAAGUCAUGAAAGCCAUCAAAGGUGCAGGAACCACGGAAUGCACUCUGACUGAGAUCUUUGCCUCUAGAUCCAACAAGCAGAUCAAAGCAAUGUCUGAAGCAUACCUGGCAGAAACUGGAAGACUGAUGAUUCAUGACCUGAAGUCGGAGGUAUCUGGAGAUUAUGGGAAAGCACUGCUCACCUUGGCUGAGGGGAAGAGAGACGAGAGCACCAAUGUAGAUGCUGCCAAAGCUAAGGCAGAUGCUAAGGCCCUGUAUGAAGCAGGAGAGAAGAAGUGGGGAACUGAUGAGGACAUGUUUAUCGACAUUCUCUGCCACAGGAGUAUUCCCCAGCUUCGACAGACUCUGGUAGAGUACAAGAAUAUUAGCAAGAAGACUCUGCAGGAGAGCAUUGAGAGUGAGAUGUCUGGCAACUUGGAGAAGCUUUUGGUAGCUGUUGUGAAGUGUGUGAAGAACGUCCCAGUGUACCUUGCAGAGAGGCUUUUCAAGAGCAUGAAGGGUUUGGGGACCACAGAGUCCACACUGACCAGGAUCCUAGUCAGUCGCUCGGAGAUCGAUUUGCUGGACAUCAGAACCGAGUACAAAAAGCUGUUUGGAGAGUCCCUCUACUCCCAGUUAGAGUCUGAAGUGUCGGGUAGUUAUGGUGACACCCUCAAACAUCUGUGCGGCCAAGACAACUAACUCCUUCGAACUCCUGUUAGGAGGAGCAUGUGGUGUGAAGUGCAGAUGGGAAGAACCACAUCUAAUGAUGAUGACCAGUCGCUGACCUCUCCAGUAUCAUCAUACUGAUACAUUUGCCCUAACGAUGACUGGAACUAACCAUCUUGAAAAGCUAUUUUAAUGUGGAAUUCCAGCAAUGUUCAACCAGACAUUGAUGUUUGGAAAGCUUAAAACUAAAGUGCUUUGCAGACUGGAUGAUUAACACUCCAAGAAUUAAGAAGCAGUUAUUUGUGCAUAUGAGGAUACUGUUUAAUGUCUUUUUGAAUACAUAAAUACUGUUUGUAUGAUUAUUUGUGUGACUGAUAGCCGUUACUCAAUAACUGCUCAUUUCUUACUUUCAACUUCUUGUAUACUGUAACACAAAUAACCUAAAAGUUGGCGACAUACACAAAUAAAUCAUUAUUUUCACAUUUAGAAA